Sorex fumeus (smoky shrew) is the source of this 5873-nucleotide messenger RNA. RefSeq names its product WASH complex subunit 4 (gene WASHC4). The coding region runs from base 65 to 3586 and encodes 1173 amino acids. The record is from RefSeq and is a predicted model, not a curated record. NCBI's taxonomy places the organism in Eukaryota, Metazoa, Chordata, Mammalia, Eulipotyphla, Soricidae. Gene Ontology annotation, cellular component: endosome; WASH complex. Gene Ontology annotation, biological process: endosome organization; endosomal transport. The transcript has 33 exons.
CGCCCGGGCUGGGGCUGCGGGCGUCGGCUGGGCUGGGGGGACCUGCGGUUGCGGGGUGGGCGCCAUGGCGGUGGAGACGCUGUCCCCGGACUGGGAGUUCGACCGCGUGGACGACGGCUCUCAGAAAAUCCAUGCGGAGGUCCAGCUCAAGAAUUACGGGAAAUUCCUUGAGGAGUACACGUCGCAGUUGAGUAGAAUUGAGGAUGCUCUGGAUGAUUCCAUUGGAGAUGUUUGGGAUUUCAAUCUUGAUCCUAUAGCAUUAAAGCUUUUGCCUUAUGAACAGUCUUCCCUUUUGGAACUUAUAAAGACAGAAAACAAGGUCUUAAACAAGGUCAUCACUGUUUAUGCUGCACUUUGUUGUGAAAUCAAGAAAUUAAAAUAUGAGGCAGAAACAAAAUUUUAUAAUGGCCUCUUGUUCUAUGGAGAAGGAGCUACCGAUUCCAGCAUGGUAGAAGGUGACUGCCAAAUUCAGAUGGGUAGAUUUAUUUCAUUCUUACAGGAACUGUCUUGUUUUGUUACGAGGUGCUAUGAAGUGGUGAUGAAUGUAGUCCAUCAGUUGGCUGCCCUCUAUAUCAGUAACAAAAUUGCACCCAAAAUUAUAGAGACAACUGGAGUUCAUUUUCAGACUAUGUAUGAGCAUUUGGGAGAAUUGCUAACAGUUUUGCUCACCCUGGAUGAAAUUAUUGAUAAUCAUGUCACAUUGAAAGACCACUGGACUAUGUACAAAAGGUUACUAAAAUCUGUUCAUCACAAUCCUUCGAAAUUUGGGAUUCAGGAAGAAAAACUAAAGCCAUUUGAAAAAUUUUUGCUGAAGUUAGAAGGGCAGUUAUUGGAUGGAAUGAUAUUUCAGGCCUGUAUAGAACAACAAUUUGAUUCUCUCAAUGGAGGAGUAUCCGUGUCCAAAAAUAGCACUUUUGCUGAAGAAUUUGCACAUAGUAUUCGUUCAAUUUUUGCAAAUGUAGAAGCCAAACUUGGAGAACCUUCUGAAAUUGACCAAAGAGAUAAGUACGUUGGAAUUUGUGGACUCUUUGUACUGCACUUUCAAAUUUUUCGAACUGUUGAUAAGAAGUUCUAUAAGUCUUUAUUGGACAUUUGUAAGAAGGUACCAGCCAUCACUUUGACUGCUAAUAUCAUUUGGUUUCCUGAUAAUUUUUUGAUCCAGAAAGUACCAGCAGCUGCCAAACUUCUAGACAGAAAAAGUCUUCAAGCCAUUAAAGUACACAGAGAUACUUUCCUACAACAGAAAGCUCACUCCCUUACCAAAGACGUGCAGUCCUAUUACAUCUUUGUGAGCUCGUGGAUGAUGAAAAUGGAGUCUAUCUUGUCUAAAGAGCAGAGAAUGGAUAAAUUCGCCGAAGACCUUACCAACCGAUGCAAUGUUUUUAUACAGGGCUUCUUAUAUGCAUAUAGUAUUAGUACCAUUAUUAAAACCACGAUGAAUCUCUACAUGUCCAUGCAGAAACCGAUGACUAAAACCUCAGUUAAAGCGCUGUGCAGGCUUGUUGAGCUUCUCAAGGCCAUUGAGCAUAUGUUCUACAGGAGAAGCAUGGUUGUGGCUGACUCCGUUUCACAUAUUACACAGCACCUUCAGCAUCAGGCUCUUCAUUCUAUUUCCGUGGCCAAGAAAAGAGUAAUUUCUGACAAAAAAUAUAGUGAACAGCGGCUUGAUGUGCUCUCUGCUCUAGUUCUGGCUGAAAACACUCUGAAUGGGCCCAGCACGAGGCAGCGGCGACUUAUCGUUUCUUUGGCACUAAGUGUUGGGACGCAAAUGAAAACAUUCAAAGAUGAAGAACUCCUUCCACUUCAGGUAGUCAUGAAAAAACUGGAUCUCAUCAGUGAACUUAGAGAAAGAGUCCAAAUCCAAUGUGACUGUUGUUUUCUCUACUGGCAUCGAGCUGUCUUCCCAAUUUAUUUAGAUGAUGUGUAUGAAAAUGCUGUUGAUGCAGCCAGGUUGCAUUACAUGUUCAGUGCUUUACGGGAUUGUGUGCCUGCUAUGAUGCAUGCAAGGCAUUUGGCGUCCUAUGAAAUACUCCUGGAUUGUUACGACAAGGAAAUUAUGGAAAUUUUAAAUGAGCAUUUGUUGGACAAGUUAUGCAAAGAAAUCGAGAAAGAUCUGCGACUUUCUGUACACACUCACCUCAAGUUGGACGACCGAAACCCCUUCAAAGUGGGCAUGAAAGACCUGGCUCUUUUUUUCUCUCUGAAUCCGAUUCGGUUUUUCAAUCGAUUCAUUGACAUUCGAGCUUAUGUGACUCAUUACCUGGACAAGACUUUCUACAAUUUAACUACAGUAGCUCUUCAUGAUUGGGCCACUUACAGUGAAAUGAGAAAUUUAGCUACUCAGCGGUAUGGAUUGGUCAUGACAGAGGCACACCUUCCUAGCCAGACUUUGGAACAGGGCCUGGAUGUUUUGGAAAUCAUGAGAAACAUUCAUAUAUUUGUAUCUAGAUACCUCUAUAAUCUCAACAACCAGAUUUUCAUUGAACGAACAAGCAAUAACAAACACUUGAAUACUAUCAAUAUUCGGCAUAUUGCUAAUUCAAUUAGAACACAUGGCACAGGAAUCAUGAACACAACAGUUAAUUUCACCUACCAGUUUUUGAAAAAGAAGUUCUAUAUAUUCAGCCAAUUUAUGUAUGAUGAGCAUAUCAAAUCUAGACUGAUUAAAGAUAUUCGGUUUUUCCGGGAAAUCAAGGACCAAAAUGAUCACAAGUAUCCUUUUGAAAGAGCAGAAAAAUUCAACCGAGGCAUCAGAAAACUUGGAAUAACCCCAGAGGGACAGAGCUACCUUGAUCAGUUCAGGCAGCUCAUCAGCCAAAUUGGUAAUGCUAUGGGCUACGUACGAAUGAUAAGAUCUGGAGGUCUUCAUUGCAGCAGCAAUGCCAUUAGAUUUGUUCCUGAUCUUGAAGAUAUUGUAAAUUUUGAAGAACUUGUAAAAGAAGAAGGUCUUGCAGAAGAAACAUUAAAAGCAGCAAGGCAUUUAGAUUCAGUCCUCAGUGAUCACACUCGGAAUUCUGCAGAAGGUACAGAGUAUUUCAAAAUGCUUGUAGAUGUUUUUGCACCAGAAUUUCGAAGGCCAAAGAAUAUUCAUCUCCGAAACUUCUAUAUCAUCGUUCCCCCUCUGACCCUCAACUUUGUAGAGCAUUCCAUUAGUUGUAAGGAGAAAUUGAAUAAAAAAAAUAAAAUUGGAGCCGCUUUCACUGACGACGGCUUUGCCAUGGGUGUGGCUUACAUUCUGAAACUUCUGGAUCAGUACCAGGAAUUUGACUCCCUUCACUGGUUCCAGUCUGUGCAAGAGAAGUACCUGAAGGAGAUGAGAGCAGUCGCCAAGCAACAGAACGUGCAGUCGGCUGGUCAGGAUGAGAAGCUGCUGCAAACCAUGAAUCUUACUCAGAAACGUCUAAAUGUGUAUCUGCAGGAAUUUGAGUUGCUCUAUUUCUCACUGAGCAGUGCAAGAAUUUUCUUCAGAGCUGACAAGACGGCAGCUGAAGAAAACCAGGAGAAGAAAGAGAAGGAAGAAGACGCUAAAGCCAGUGAUGGAGCCCUGCCAGACAACGCAGUGGCUGUGGAUCCUGUGGUCAAAUGAUACUGAAGGGCAGGGGCAACCCUGUGAACCCAUCAGCACUCCGUCAUGUCACUACCAGUGCAGUGGAGGAAGUGUUUCCUGGGCUACAUCGCUGGCAGUCUUUGGAUGCUGCAGCUCUUUAAAGACAGUGCUCUACAGUUAAGUCCAUUCUUCUGAAGUUCUAGUUUUCAGAAGUUGAGAAUGAGAUUUUUUCUUUUUUUUUAACCUGGUAUUUUUGCCUGGAUUUUAGGCUGGAAACGAUGUGCCUACAGUUCCUCGCAGUGAAAUUGUGAAGUUGUGGCAAAUCCAAAUCCCUAGACUGCCACCUCCUAUUGCUUGUUGUCUUGUGAAUGUUUGUAAUUUGUAUUUAAUAGGUCUUCGAUCCGUAUUUGUCUCUGUCAUUGGAAAUUCAGUGCAUAUACUAUGUUCAGCUAGUAAAUACGUUUUUAAAAAUUUUUGGUGGUGCUGGGUAGUAAAUACAUUUUAAACAAAAGGAAUUGAGCCUGAAAUUCAUGAGGCAUAUGUAUCAAUAUUCUUAUGAAAGGAAUCUGUAUGAAUAUGGUUUUGAUACUAGAGGUGAGACCCAAGUCUGUUAUGUCCCUUUAUAUACAGUAUAAGCUGAUUCUUUGUUAAUUUCAUGUGACUCACAUAAGCUGCUGAUGUCUUUCAGGAGACAUUUUAUAACUAGUUUACAUUGCUUUGAAACAUUAACCUCCAGCAACUGCUUUCAGUGUAAGACUUAAUACGCAAUAUGAAAGGAAACUCAGAUAAAGCCAUAGAGUCAUCUGAAGAGUCCCCUUUUGGUUGAAGGCACUAUAUAUGAUAACAGAGGAAAUGGAAUGAAUUAUUAUUUCUACAUCUAAACUCAGGUUUUUGUCUACAUUAGGUUGAAUUGAAAUCCUGGUGAUAAUUUGAAAAGACCUUUUUCUUUAAACCAAGUAUAAUCUAAGACAUCAGAUAAGCACUGUGCGGGCUUUUGAAAAAUAUAUAUAUAUAUGUAUACUGAACUACUCAAAAAUUUCUCAGUAACUGAUCUAAUAGUACUUCAUUGUCACAGUGGUAGAUUCUGAUAUCUACACAAUGAAGUUCUGUUAGAUCAGUUACUGAUUGAAAAAGUACAGAUUUUUGAGUAGUUCAGUUCCUGUUAAACUACUAGCUUUAUUUUUGUAAAGGUUCUAUCACGUCGUAGUUAAUGGUUCAUGAAGACCUCCAGUCUUUAAUGUCUACAGGGAUGCCUUUACAAUGAAGGAGAGAAAGUGAGUCUAACAGGACAUGCAUUGCUAACACCCUUGGGGGAGUACUUGAUUAUUCUGAUUGCUAUUGCCUACUAAGAACAGACUUGUCUGGGUAAAUCUCACAAAUCACCCUCACAUUGCUGCCGGGGUUCCAGCGCUGCAGCAGGAAUCCAGUGACCCCCCCACCUCCUGCAGUCACUGUGACCAGAGAAACUUUCCCACCCCAAGGGAAAUACUUCUACUCUUUGUAGUCAGAAGAAACAGAACUCGGUAGGAAAUGUUUCUCAUUUAUUACGUAGACAUGGCUUAACGGAAUUACGAACAUCGAUGGAUUAAGGUUUGUAGUAUUUGUAAUUCAUGCUGACUGUAGAAAUGGCCCUAAAGCAUGCUGCAUUAAUUCAUAAUUUAUAUUUCCAUUGCUGUAAAUCUUUAUAUUAAUGCUCUUGCAUUUGAUGGUGUCGAAUUUGUCACCAUUUCCUAGAAAUUGUUUUUCUUUGACUUCCCUAAGAAUUUCAUCUCUCAAUAGGGAUAAAAAUGUAACUAGAAAAGAAUCAGAUGUUUCUGUUUAUUAGCCCCACAUGUCAGUUAUUUUAUCUCCACAUGGAUGGAAUUCUCAUUCUCAAGAAGAAAGUGACAGAUCAUUAUUUUGCUUUUAGUUCAAAUAAAGUUAUUGUAGUUUGAAUAAUGGUAGUAAAUCGAUACAUUUGAAACAUAAAAUCUCUAAAAAGAUAAUGCAUAUUUAAAGCUAUUAACAGAAUAAUAGGGCUUGAGUGUAUUUAUACCUAACAUAAUAGACACAUUUGGAUGAUGGUUUUUCCUUGAUAACAUGUUAAUGUUAACAUUUAAUUUUUUUCAUAAUACUGUAAUUUAAAAUUAGUGAGCAUCCUUUGAAAAUUCACAGAAAGCUUAAUAUGUGCAAAUUCUCAGGAAUUAAAGAGUAAUCAUAACAUUGUUCUAAUUACAUUUUGUAAGAGAUGGCAACUUUGUUAUUGACUUGAGUGGGGCUUCCUGGGCCCCAGUUCUAAAGAAUACAAUAUAUAAUAAAAUAUUAAUAAAUAUAAUUUCAAAAUAUA